GUUAGGAACAAACAUGAAUAAUUACCACAUUUAUGAUGAGAUUGGUCAUGGGAAGUACUCCACUGUUUACAAGGGGAAGAAAAAGAAGAGCAUCCAAUAUGUGGCAGUGAAGUCAGUUGAAAAGAACAGGAGGAAAAAGGUGAUCAACGAGCACAGAAUUCUCAAGCCUUUGGAUCACCCCAAUAUUCUCAAGUUCUAUAAUUAUUAUGAAACUAGAAACCAUCUCUGGCUGAUUUUUGAUUUUUGCCCAGGAGGAGAUAUUUACAAAAUGCUUAAUGAAGAUAAGAAGUUUCCUGAAAAGACGACUAAGCACUUUGGUGUUGAAAUUCUGAAGGGAUUGCACUACCUCCAUGCAAAUGGUAUUAUCUAUGGCGACUUGAAGCCAUCAACAAUUUUGUUCAAUGAGUAUAACGAACUUAAAUUAGCUGAUUUUGGAAGAGCAAGGAAGAUCACUGACUAUAUAAACCCUGGUCAAGAAACAUACGCUAAGGCAAAGACAGGGUCUCCAUACUACAUGGCACCAGAGUUAUUCCAAGAUGAAGGUGUAUACAGCUUCUGAUCUGACAUAUGGUCCUUUGGUUGUCUCUUAUUUGAAUUUCUUACAGGAAAGCCACCUUUCAAUUCAAAUUCCUUGAAUAACCUGAUAAAACUGAUCACUGAAGACCCGACCCCUGUCCAUCUGCUCAGGUGUUCUCAAGAAUUAAAAGAUAUGAUUUCCUUGAUGCUUGAGAAAGACCCUGCUGAUAGAAUCACUUGGGAAGAACUUAUCGAAAGCCCAUAUUGGGAGGAAGAAGAGCUUAAAGUCCUUGAUGCAGAGAAACUUCCUGAUGAGCCUCAGUUUGAUGCAUAUCUUAAGAGAGUAGGCAAAGUAAGAAGAGUAGCUCCAUCAAAAAUACAGCAAAUAAUACUUGAGAAAGAGAGUGACCUCUUCUUAAAAGAGAAGGCGAAUAAUUUGGCAAAGCAUCUCUUAGGUAGCCAUAUCCCGAGUAAUGUGAAUGUCCUCAGACUCUCGUAUAAUGUCAAGAGGAACAUGGAGAAUACAUCACAUGAAGAGAUAGAAGUUCAGGGUGAUGACCUCCAGAUCAACAACCAAAACAUCGAACUAGAUUUCGCUGAAGAGAAUGAAGAAGAUGAAUCUAUGCCAGCAGAUGAGUAUAUCAACCCAUCUCCUUCAGAGAAGCAUCUGUCUGAUCUCCAGACAAAGCACUCUUCUUCGAGUCACGGAUUCUCUUCUGGAACAAAAGUCCCAGGCUCCUUUAGCAAUACUGGAGGAAAAGAGAAAAGGCUGUUUGAGAAAAUAGACCCAAAUAAAGUUGAAGUCAGAGAAAUAGAGACAGAUGAGUUCUGUGACGAUAUCGACCAAAAAUUCAAAAAUAUGAUGAAGGUUGAAAAGAGAGACUUUAAAAAUAUCUCAACAAUGGGGCAACCAAAGAGUAAGAGGAUGGUGUCAGCUCAUUCAGAACAAAAUAAAGAGAGGAUUGACCAAAAGUACUUUAAGACUGAGAUCGAAAAUAUUGAUGAAAAGCCAUACACAAAAAUUGCCUUGACAAAGGGAAGAUCUUUUCAACCAGAGAAGAAAUCAGAUAACUUAUCAAACAACUACAUUCAUCUACCAGAGAAGAAGUAUCAGCCUUUCAUGAAUGGAUCAUCAAGUAAAUCUAGUUUAAACAAAUUCAAAUCUGCUAGAGAGCCUGCCUUGAUGAACAAAGAAUUCAGUAAGAAUGGAAUUCAAUUUUAUCCUGAAUCCAAUAACUUCAUUUCGUCGCCUUCAGAUAAGAGUACUCCAACAAUGAUGAGGAAGCUUUCUAGUGGUAAAUCCAAUUCAGCAACUAAGAAAAUGUGUCCAAAAUCGAUUGAUGAACUGAUGAUUCAUCAUUCUGAUACAGCUGUUAAACCAAUCAUUGGAAAUAAGGAUAUUGAGAAAAUUCAAGAGCCUGUCUACAAGCCAGACUACCUUACGUUUAUCCCUUUGAAGCCUGAAGAGUUUGAGAAGAAGAUUGACAGCAGAGAGAUACAGAACUAUAUGUCUGAGAUAUAUGAUGCGAUCGUCUCAAACACAAAUCUAACUGAAAGAGUGCAUGCCCUGUCUUACUUCGAAAGCUUGAUUAUUAGUAGCAAUGUGGCUAACACCUUGAUAAACUCAGCAUUCCUGGGAUUAUUUGUCCAUAUCAUGAGCAAGUCAACCAAAUCUCAUAUGAUCAAGAUUAGAAUUUGCUCAAUUAUUGGGCUACUUAUCAGGCAUGCAACGGUCAUAGAAAAUGAAGUCGCAGAGAGUGGAAUUUGAAACAUUCUAUGCAGAACUCUUCAGGAUUCUAAAGAGAAUGUAAGAAGAAAAGCCAUCGCAGCACUUGGAGAGUACUUAUUCUAUGCAGCAACUCAGCUAGAUGACGAUCAAGCAUCCAAGGUCUGGGUGAUCUCGGAUCAAGCAAUAGAAACCCUUCUUAACUGAAUGGAAGAGUACCAAGAUGAGGUCGUUAGAUUUUAUGCAUGCAAAGCUAUUGAAAAUAUUACAGCUCAAAGUGACUCUGCAGGGCUUGGUCUUGCCACAUCAAAUACUUGAAAAUCACUGAUAGAUGCCUUCUUGAGCCAAGCAAAAGAGAGUUUUAUUAAUACUGCUGCUGUAGCACUUUCUAAUGUUGUGAAGUUAAAUCCAAAGCUAUUUUCAAUAGUGCUUGACUUUAUUCCUCUUGACGAGAUCUGAAAUAUUCUCAAUGACAGUCAUACUAGAGUGCAACAAGCUUUCAUCACAAUGCUCAACAUUGCUUUGCUCAAUAAGAACGAGAGCUUACUCAGUUGUGUCAAUGAAUCUGGAGACUGUUUGUGCCAAAUUAUUGUAAGUCUGUUAGAAAGCCAAAGUUUGGUAAUCAGAGGAAAAUCUCUACUAGCAGUAGUUCUCUUGCUAAAAAUUUUUCCUCUCCAGUGGUUCACAUUGUUUAUAAACGAUAAGAAAUUCAUCACUUUGCUAGGCAGACUUGUUAAAGAUAGCUACAAAUAUGUUCAAUAUGGGCUGAUGCAUUUCAUUGACCAAAUGAAUGUUACCAUCCCGAUCAUUCUCAAUUUCAUAGAGGAAGAUCUAACAUAUGCUAUAAAUAUUGGAGAUACAAAGGAACUCGACGUUGACAGCAUAGUCGAAUCUGUAAUGGAGAGAAGAAAUGAUUUCAAAAAUGUCAGAGGACACAUGACUUUGAUAUCGUUACUUCUGAACGUUACUAAUAACCAACUGAUGAAAGCAAGAAUAGUCUCAGAAGAGUUCCUAGAAUCAAUAGCUAGGCUUCUAAAUUCCUGAGAGCUAACUUUAUUCAAAGGCGCAGAUGAGAUGAUCAAUGCAAUCAUAGCAAUUAUGGAAGCUAUCUCAGUUAACCAAAAGACUCUGACAAAUAAUAGCAUCUCUAUCGUACAACACAUACUUCCUGCUUUGAUGGAGAAAAUCAGAUCUGAAAACAGUGAAGUCAAGUUCAUGUCACUUAAAGUAUUCAAUGACAUUAUUGUUCAGUAUCUCUAUGAUGAAAAUGUGUUUGAUGUCUCAAAGCUUGAAGUGCCAAUUGAAGAAGGAAGCUUUGCAUCAGAAUCAGAUAAGAUAGCUCAGUUUACUACAGAAAUAAUAAAUGAUAUAUUGAUUUUGAAUUUCUUACCUAUUUUCAAGUAUCUACUCAACGAAGAAGACCCGAUUCCCAUAUUUGCGAUCAAAUUGCUAUCAGCUCUAACAGAAAGAAGCCAGCACUUCAUUAAUGCUAUCAAUAAGCUUGGAAUUUCAGCACAAAUCACAGAAUACUGUUCUUACGGACAUAAGAGAAUAAAUCCACAUACAAUGCAGGUGAUUAAGAAGGUCAUUGACCCUGAAUCUAAGAUUGAUCCAUCCUUUGGAGGAGUUUAUCAAAACCAAUAA
Messenger RNA from Moneuplotes crassus, 3886 nucleotides. NCBI's taxonomy places the organism in Eukaryota, Ciliophora, Spirotrichea, Euplotida, Euplotidae. The record is from the annotation of a GenBank genome assembly.